AUGUCGCUUCUCGCAGCCUCCGCCAAGAACGCGCUUACGCCCUUUUUUGAAGAGUGGUGGAAUGCCAGAAACGUGGCCGUCGCAGCAAAGCGUGACUUGACCCACGUGGACAAGCUUGCUAAGCGAGGUGAGGCCAUCCACAAUACUCUCCUUGGACAACACCUCAAACGUCGCCAGAGUCGCAGCCAACGCAACAGUAAGCCCCGCCCCAACGUGCUUCAUGACAUCGUCAACCACGAAAGCCGCUGUGUACGAGGCCCUCUGCUUCUCAAGAGAAUGUCGUCCCCGCCCAACUUUUACUCCAAGCUGGAGGCACACCGCCACACCACCGCCAUCAACAGCCACGGAGACCUCCUCCAGCAAUAA
Molecule: messenger RNA, 366 nt
Organism: Trypanosoma rangeli
Lineage: Eukaryota; Euglenozoa; Kinetoplastea; Trypanosomatida; Trypanosomatidae
Exons: 1
Coding region: 1-366 (121 amino acids)
Source: RefSeq, a predicted model, not a curated record